CGACAACGCGGCCCGGCACGACUCGCCAGGAGUUCGUUGACCGGCAAUUUUUCUUGUAUAACAUCUCGUGUUCCCCUGAUUUCUUUCUUGGUUUUCUCUUCCGCGAUGCCCUCUCUUGGACUCGUGGAACCUCUCGCGGACACACGGAGCCCAAUCAACAGCUGAAGCUGUUAAGUCCGGAUCAAAAUGGCGGGGUAUGGAACUAGAGAUAUACACGAAGAGGAGAGCCUCUUGGGGAACGAUGUUGAUAGUCGGAGCUCUGCCAAGUCAUCUCCAUCCGUGAAAUCACGUUGUUGGACUGUUCUGAGCAUCGUCGCCCUACUGGGCUUGGUUUCGGUGGCUGCUGUGCACAUGGUGACCGGGUAUGAACCCUCGCGUGAUGUGACCGUGAUCGACAGAGCACGUCCUGACUCGGAGAUGGUGACCGCGCCGUCUAGCAAAUCCCACAAGGUUCCCCGUCGUCCGCGGGCUUGCAGCAGUGUCGACGGCGGUUACCAAUGCUUUUCAGAGAUCUCUCACCGCUGGGGCCAAUAUUCGCCUUACUUUUCUCUAGCAGAUGCCGGUGUCUCCAAUACCGUGCCGGAAAAGUGCGACGUGACUUUCGUCCAGGUUCUGUCCCGCCACGGCGCACGGUACCCAACGGCGUCGAAGAGCAAGAAGUACAAGGCUUUGAUCCAGGCUAUCAAGGCCAAUGCCACCGCAUUCAAUGGCAAAACCGCUUUCUUGAGCACUUACAACUACACGCUAGGCAGUGAUGACCUGACCACCUUUGGCGAGCGCGAAAUGGUCAGCUCCGGCGUCAAGUUCUACCAGCGCUAUAAAGCCCUGGCUCGGGACAACGUUCCCUUCAUCCGCUCGGCGGACUCGUCGCGAGUGGUCGAGUCCGGCCGUUUCUUCAUCCAGGGCCUCCAAGAUUCCAAAUUGCAAGAUCGUGCCGCAAACCAUAGCCAAGCGAACGCCACGGUCAACGUGCUCAUCUCUGAAGACACCGGCGCCAAUAACACCCUCAACCACAACACCUGCACAGCAUUCGAGGCUAGCACGCUGGGCGAUGACGUCUCGGAAAACUACACCUCCAUUAUCGCGCCAUCUAUGGCAAAGCGCAUCCAGACCGAUCUACCAGGAGUCACCCUCUCCAACGACGAGGUCAUCUACCUCAUGGACAUGUGUACCUUCGACACCAUCUCGACCACCGCAGACGCCAGCCAGAUCUCAUCCUUCUGCGCCCUCUUCACCGAGGCCGAGUGGUCACAGUACAACUACCUCCAAUCUCUGGGUAAAUACUACGGCUACGGCGCCGGUAACCCCCUCGGUCCGACCCAGGGCGUCGGCUUCGUCAACGAGCUGAUCGCCCGCAUGACGCAUACCGCCGUCCAAGACGACACAUCGACAAAUCACACCCUCGAUGCUGCGGGCGCGGCUUCGUUCCCCGUUAACCGCACGUUAUACGCGGAUUUUACGCACGACAACGGCAUGAUCCCCAUCUUCUUCGCGCUGGGUCUGUACAAUGGUACCGCCAUGCUACCGACGGAUCAUAUCCAGUCUGCGGCGCAGGCGGAUGGAUAUUCCGCCGCGUGGACUGUGCCGUUCGCUGCCCGCGCGUACAUCGAGAUGAUGCAGUGCUCGGGCUCGACUGAGCCGUUAGUCCGGGCUCUGGUGAAUGAUCGCGUUGUCCCACUGCAUGGUUGUAAUGCUGAUAAGCUGGGUCGCUGUCGGCGUAGCGAUUUCGUGCGUGCAUUGAGCUUUGCACGGAGUGGUGGGGACUGGGCGAGCUGCUAUACUUCCUAGGCAAGCUGUAAUGCAUGCAAAGGGGACUUGACCUCCUUUUUUUUUCUGAGUUCUUUUUCUCUGAAUUAGGGGUCGAAUAACCCCGCACUUCAUUGCGACUGUCUUCCACCAGGCAAGUCUGGCAUAGAUACUCAUCUUUUCGCCCUUGGCUGUGGACUACGUGACUCCACGAUGGGAUUAAUUCUGAGAUACCAAUACAAUAAGGAUUAUGAG
Messenger RNA from Penicillium brasilianum, 2001 nucleotides. Lineage: Eukaryota; Fungi; Ascomycota; Eurotiomycetes; Eurotiales; Aspergillaceae. The record is from the annotation of a GenBank genome assembly.